This is a messenger RNA of Nerophis lumbriciformis (worm pipefish), 1104 nucleotides long. Lineage: Eukaryota; Metazoa; Chordata; Actinopteri; Syngnathiformes; Syngnathidae. The record is from RefSeq and is a predicted model, not a curated record.
AUGUCGAGGGUGUACAUCGGAAGGCUGAGUUAUCGGGCCAGGGAGAAGGACGUCGAGAGGUUCUUUAAGAGCUACGGGAAGAUACUAGAAGUCGAUUUGAAAAACGGGUACGGUUUCGUUGAAUUCGACGACCCGCGCGACGCCGACGACGCGGUUUACGACCUGAACGGGAAGGAGCUUUGUGGGGAGCGAGUGAUUGUUGAGCAUACAAAAGGACCCCGACGUGAUGGAGGUUACAGUGGAGGAGGCGGUGGUUACGGAGGACGUUGGGGCCGAGACCGCUAUGGUCCACCUAUUAGGACGGACUACCGGCUCAUUGUCGAGAAUCUGUCGAGCCGAUGUAGCUGGCAGGACUUGAAGGAUUACAUGAGGCAAGCAGGCGAAGUGACUUACGCCGACACCCACAAGGGCCGUAAGAAUGAGGGCGUGAUCGAGUUCAGGCUCUACGCCGACAUGAAGCGGGCUCUUGAGAAGCUGGACGGAACAGAGGUCAACGGCAGAAAGAUCCGGCUGAUCGAAGACCGCCCUGGCGCCAAACGCCGACGCUCUUAUUCGCGCAGCCGAAGCCGAUCUAGGUCCCGCUCCAGGAGCCGCAGAUCCCGCAAGAGCCGAAGCCGCAGCGAAAGCAGCAGCCGAAGCCGCUCCCGGUCCAGGCCGGCUUCCCGAUCCCGCAGUCACUCGACCAGCAAGAAAAAUAAAGGAAAGAGCAAGAAGGAAGAGGACCGCAGCAACGGCGACCAGAAAGAAAAAGACCAGAGCAGGAGUCGCAGCCCUAAAAGCAAGAAGCCCAAGAAAGACGGAAAAAAGAGCAAAAACGAAGAGUCGAGGUCCAGGUCAAGAUCCCGGUCUCGCUCCCGUUCGGUCUCCAGGAAGUCAGUCUCAAAGGGUCGCGACCCGCCCAAGAGCGACGACGAGGCGGGCGAACAAGAGCGAGGGUCUCGCUCCUGCUCGCCAGUCGACUCCAAAGCCAGAGCCGGGUCCAAAUCAAAGUCCAAAUCCAAGUCUCGUUCGCCUUCCCCCGUCAAAGACCGCUCGCGAUCCGCUUCUCGUUCGGUUUCUCGCUCCAAAUCCCGUUCCCAGUCUCGCUCUCGUUCUCGCUCGUAG